Messenger RNA from Agrilus planipennis (emerald ash borer), 3980 nucleotides. It is a transcript of the gene Adar, whose product is annotated as double-stranded RNA-specific editase Adar. The coding region runs from base 262 to 3666 and encodes 1134 amino acids. Lineage: Eukaryota; Metazoa; Arthropoda; Insecta; Coleoptera; Buprestidae. Gene Ontology annotation, molecular function: double-stranded RNA binding; tRNA-specific adenosine deaminase activity; double-stranded RNA adenosine deaminase activity. The transcript has 10 exons. Gene Ontology annotation, biological process: RNA processing; adenosine to inosine editing. Gene Ontology annotation, cellular component: cytoplasm; nucleolus. The record is from RefSeq and is a predicted model, not a curated record.
AAACAAUCAGUUAACCUCAUAAUCAGUAUUGUCUGUAAUCAGUAUUUGCUAUUUAUUAAGAACAUUUAGCGAUUAUUUUGCCUUGUGAUAUUGUUUUGGAACAGUUUUAAAUUGAAUUUUAAUUUCAGUCAAGUUUGGACCUUUGUUUUGGUGCAGGUGUUCUAAAAAGACUUGUAAAUCAGUGCAGGGGCCCAGUGUUUAUGAACAAUUCAAAUACUUGAAGGCCAACAGCCAUCACACAAUAGACUGAAAUGUAUUCUAAUGUUCAAAACAAUUCCCAAAUCAACUACAUAUCAAAUAAGAGGAAAUUUGAAAAAAAUGUACUCCUCCGAAUUGGAGCCACAACUCAAGGAAAGCUCCUUUGGAUCUUCCCCAGAGAAGAAGACCAGAAGAAGUAUUUACGAUGUUAUCAGAAAAGGUGUCAAAGACAACGAGUGUCCCAUAGGAAAAUUGAGUCAGUUACAUCCAGAAUUAAUUUUCCAACAAAAAGGUAAACAUGGACAUGUGUUUGAGAUGACAGUGGUCAUUGAAGAAAACGGAAUUAAAAAACAGUUUUUGGGAAGAGGACCCACUAUAAACUCAGCAAAGAAAUAUGCAGCUCAAAAAGCUUUAUUAGAAAUUACAGAACAAAACAUAUCUUUCAAUCCAAAUGAUGAAAAUAAAGAAGUAGAUGAUAUUCUUAAAUUGUCUAGUUUACAUCCUGAAUUAACAUUUGUUGAAGUUAAACCAUUUGGAGCUUUGCAUGCUAUGAAAGUUGUAUUUAAGGAAAAUGGGUCAGAUAUUUCCUUUACUGGUAGAGGAAUAACUAAACAUCUUGCUAAGAAAAAUGCUGCCAAAAAUGCAUUACUCCAUGUAGGAGAAAAUCAAAAGAUUGAGUCAGUAUUUACUCAUAAUCAAAGUAAUCAAUGUUAUCAAGAAUCAGAGGACUGCCCUCUCAAAAGAUUACAAAUCAUUCAUCCUGAGACAACUUUUAAAGAGGAGGAACGUUUUGGGCCGUUUUAUAGCGUAGUGGCUACAAUGUCCAUAAAUGGCAAAGAAACAUCUGUAAAUGGGAAGGGAGUUUCAGUAGAUGCAGCAAAAAGAGUAGCAGCUGUGAACGCUUUGGCACUAAUCAUACCUCAAAAUUCAAAAACAAUCCAAAACCGAAUUUCUGCUCCAUUACAGGUUUUACAGAACAAAUCAACUCCUCUUCUACAAAAAAACACCAUACCACACAAGGAAUUACCUAAAUCAAAUAGUCAACCAUCAUAUUCCCAUGAAAGACAAAAAAAUACCAGUCAAAGGUCUGAAAACAUUGUUGAGAGUGAGGUAGAAAUUUUUGCGAUCCCUUUGGAUGAAAUGGAAAAUCAGCACCCUAUUCCCAUCUUAGAAAAGCUCCAUCCCGAAUUACGAUUUGAAGAUGGACCAAAAAAGGAUAACAUGUACUGUGUGGUAGCUAUUAUUUGGAAAGCUGGUAUUGAAAAACAUUUCGAAGGCUUCGGGGAAUCACGUAAGCUAGCCAAAUGGAACGCAGCGCGAAAAAUGUUAUCAGUGAUAAAAGCAACCGAAGAAAUUGAUGAACAGUAUCCAAUUUCCAAAUUGACAAAGUUACAUCCGGAAUUGACUUUCGAACUACAGCCUGGCGUGGGGCAAUCGUUUAUAGCUAAAGCUUUUAUAAAUGUUGAUGAAAAGCAAAGAGAAUACAAAGCGAUUGGUCCAACGAAGAAAAUUGCCAAAGAAAAUGCCUCUGUGGAGGCUCUAACUGAUUUGAAAUUGAGACGAGAGCAGAAUAAACGUUACCCAGAAAAGUACAAAAUAAUUACCAAACCUUUGGAAGACUCAUUAAAUACCAAUAACAACACAGAAAGCUGCUCUAUCGCUAUCCUAGAUGAGAUGUGGAAAGUACAAGAUGACCAGUCUCAAGCAGGAAACGAUUUGGAAUCGUUUAAGAAGAAAAAGAAGGUGCAGGGUCUGAUGAUAGUUAACAAAAACCCGAUAUCGAUCUUGAACGAGUUAAAGCCAGGCUUGAUAUAUAAUAUCAAAGAACAAGCUGGUCCUCCACAUGCUCCCAUUUUUAAGGUAUCGGUUAUAUUGAACGGCAAGGAGUAUGAAGGCGUCGGAAAAUCGAAAAAAUUGGCGAAAAGUAAAGCAGCAGCGAAUGCUUUAAAGUCUUUCGUUCAAUUUCCUAAAGCAGACGAAUUUAAUGGAUUCCAAGCUGAUACAAAAACCGACUUUUCUUCUGAUGUGAAAGGGAAAACAUUGAAUGAAGAAAAAAGUGCACAAGUGGCACCCUGCAAAGGAGCAACGAUGCUUAUGAAUGAGCUCUAUCCAAACGCCAAAUACAUUUUUGAGGAGAACUCAAAAGAGACUUCCAACAGAUUUAAAGCUAUUAUUCAAAUAAGUGGGGAGGAAUUUGUGGGAAUGGGUUCGAAUAAGAAAAGGGCUAAAAAUGCAGCAGCCAUGGUUGCCCUAACGAAACUGUUAGCCGAAAAACCGAAUUACUCGAAAAUGAUACAACCACUGAGGAAUUCGACGGCGUCGUUGGAACAGCAGGCGUUUGCAGAUAGAGUGGGAAGAAUGGUAAACGAAAAAUUCAGGGACUUAAUGAGGUACGACACAAUCCAUUUAAAACGUAAAGUGCUGGCCGGUAUGGUGAUGACCAGGGACGAGGCAAUGAACGACAUGAUCGUUAUUUGCGUUGCAACAGGCACGAAAUGCAUCAAUGGGGAGAAUAUCAGUGCCUCUGGCACCGCCCUGAACGAUAUGCACGCUGAAAUAGUCUCCAGGAGAUGUCUUAUCAAUUUCUUGUAUGAUCAAUUGAGAUUGCAGUUUACCAAAGGUGAAGAGCACAACUCAGUUUUUGAACCUCGUCCUGACAACACAGGGUUCAGGCUGAGGAGGCACAUAAAAUUCCAUUUGUACAUUAGUACGGCGCCCUGUGGAGAUGCGAGGAUAUUCAGUCCCAAUGAUGUCGAAAGCGUGGACAGACACUCGGCUAGGAGUUCCAGGGGACGUUUGAGAACAAAAAUUGAAUCCGGAGAGGGCACAAUUCCCAUUAAGGGAAACGAUAUACAAACGUGGGAUGGAAUUUUACAAGGCGAAAGGUUAUUAACGAUGUCAUGUUCCGACAAAAUAGCCCGUUGGAAUGUGUUGGGAUUGCAGGGAACGUUACUCUCCUGCUUUGUGGAUCCCAUUUAUUUGAGCUCUAUCGUUUUGGGGAGCCUGUUAAACGAGGGCCAUAUGCAGAGGGCGAUUUUUGGUCGUUUGGAGAACACAUUACAGGGUUUACCACCCCCGUAUCAUCUGAAUAGGCCUUACAUGUGCCCGACGGCGUCCGCAGAGACGCGAGUUGCCCAGAGGGCACCGAAUUUUUCGGUUAAUUGGGUCAUCGGCUACGACAGACCUGAAAUAAUAAACACUGUGACGGGGAAACCCGAGGUGGGCGUUUCGCGCCUGUGCAAACGCAAUUUUUCUAAACGAUUUCUGGACGUUUGUUAUCGUGUUACAAGCAUUGGAAAUGUCGACGUACCUAUACCCAAAAUCUAUGCUGAUGCCAAGUUAGCAGCCACCCCUUAUAAUCAAGCGAAAGAACAAUUGUUUAGGGCUUUCAGUAAAGCAAAUUUGGGCAGCUGGAUAAAAAAACCUUUGGAACAGGAUCAGUUUCAAAUAGAAGAUGAUAUUUUUUAAAUCUUUUAUUGAAUAGUUUGCUAAGUUUACUUUCUUCGUGUUUCGUGUUCAUAGAUCUUACAAUUAGUACAAUUUGUGUUUAUGUGAUGUACAUGGUGACACUUUAGUUAACCUUUUUAUCGAACAGUUUGAUAAGUUUAUUAUUUUUUUUUUAUUACCUGCUCAUAGAUCUUGGUACAGUCUGUGCAUAUGUGAUGCAUUUGAGUGGUGAUAUUUUAAAAACAAUUUGGAUUCCGUUUAUUAAUCUUUAUUGUCUUUCUAAUUAACAAGAAACAAAAUAAAUUGAGUCGAAUAAAAUAAAAUAAAAAAAAAAA